Messenger RNA from Apaloderma vittatum (bar-tailed trogon), 580 nucleotides. RefSeq names its product transmembrane protein 110 (gene STIMATE). Gene Ontology annotation, biological process: activation of store-operated calcium channel activity. Gene Ontology annotation, molecular function: calcium channel regulator activity. Lineage: Eukaryota; Metazoa; Chordata; Aves; Trogoniformes; Trogonidae. The transcript has 5 exons. The record is from RefSeq and is a predicted model, not a curated record. Gene Ontology annotation, cellular component: cortical endoplasmic reticulum; membrane. The annotation marks the transcript as partial.
GUACCUUAUCAACUUUUUGUUAGAUGCCACAUUAGGAAUGCUGUUAAUCUACAUUGGUAUACGUGCAGUCAGCAGCAUUGUGGAAUGGCAGCAGUGGGAGUCCCUGCGCUUUGGUGAAUAUGGUGACCCAGUGCAGUGCAGAGCUUGGGUGGGCCAGUGUGUUCUGUACAUAAUGAUUAUGACAUUUGAGAAAACCAUCAUCAUUAUAGUGCUGCUUAUACCUCAGUGGAAAGAGGUAGCUUUAUGGAAUCCUAUAGAGAACCCCCAGCUGGAGCUGGCUAUUGUCAUGCUGAUAGUUCCCUUCUUCGUUAAUGCAUUCAUGUUCUGGGUAGUAGAUAAUUUUCUAAUGAAGAAAGGGAAGACAAAAGCUAAACUUGAGGAAAAGGAAGCAGGACAAGAUUCCAGAAAUGGAAGUAAAGUCCGAUACAGGAGAGCCGCAUCACAUGAAGAGUCAGAGUCAGAAAUCCUUAUUUCAGCAGAUGAUGAGAUGGAGGAAUCGGAUGCUGACGAGGACCUGCGUAGACUGACCAACUUAAAGCCCAUUAAGAAAAAGAAGCAUCGCUUUGGUCUGCCUGUAUGA